AUGUACUCCUCGGGGCAUAGGCGAUCUGGGUCAGAUAGUAUAGAUCCGUUCUCUGACCCGGAUGUCUAUUACGGUGGAAAUGAAAUGACGGUUGGAAGAAAUGCCCGGAAGCACCAGCGAGCGCAAUCGUCGAGCUUGAAAAGGUUCGAUUUGAGCGACAUUGGGAGCUUUAUGGGAAGACGAUCCAGCCAUGAUGAAGUAUCGCAUCCUAGAAGAUUUCUCAUCGACGUCGAUGCUACGCUGGAGGCAUUACUGGAAAGGGAGGACACGGAUAGAAAUAUGCAGAUCACAAUUGAAGAUGAAGGACCUAAGGUUUUCUCCGUCGGCACGGCUGCGUCCUCCGGUUUCAACAGAUUUGAUUUGCGAGGCACCUACAUGCUCUCAAAUCUCCUCCAGGAACUAACCAUCGCGAAAGAUUAUCACCGAAAACACAUUCUGCUUGAUGAGCAGCGUUUGAAUGAAAACCCAGUUAACCGUCUAUCGCGAUUGAUUACCAAUUCUUUCUGGAAAGCUCUAACUCGGCGAAUUGAUGGUUCCAAUAUUGAAAUUGUGGGAAAGGACCCAAAAGAUUGGACUGAUGACCCCCGGCCGCGCGUUUAUGUUCCUCGAGGGGCACCGGAGCAAUAUGAAUACUAUCAGGAAAUAGCUAACAAGCGGCCAGAGCUACGGUUGGAUGUUCAAUUGCUUCCGCCAGAAGAGGAGAUUACUCCUGAAUUUGUCAGAGAUUUAAACUGCAAGCCGGGUCUUCUGGCAUUGGCAAUGGAAAAGUAUACAGAUGACGAGACUGGGGAAACUGAUUUACGAGGAGUACCAUUUGUAGUCCCAGGUGGUAGAUUCAAUGAGCUCUACGGUUGGGAUAGCUACAUGGAAUCUCUCGGACUCUUAGUCUCUGAUAGGGUUGACCUUGCGAAGGGUAUGGUGACCAACUUCUGCUUCUGCAUCAAGCACUACGGGAAGAUCUUAAAUGCCAAUCGCUCGUAUUAUUUGUGUCGAUCUCAGCCACCAUUCCUUACCGAUAUGGCUUUGCGAGUCUACGAAAAAAUUAAACCAGAGCCAGAUUCGCUGGAGUUUCUUCGCCAUGCCAUGCUAUCCGCGAUCAAGGAGUAUUAUAGUGUUUGGAUGUCUGAACCAAGGCUUGAUCCUAUUAGUGGACUGUCUAGAUACCGACCUUCUGGCAUCGGCGUUCCACCCGAGACAGAAUCAACUCAUUUCUACCAUAUUCUUACCCCUUAUGCUGAGGAGCGUGGAAUGUCCUUUGAUCAGUUUGUUGAGGCGUAUAACAAUGGGAAACUCCAAAUUCCGGAGCUGGAUGAAUAUUUCUUGCAUGAUCGUGCUGUUCGUGAAUCGGGACAUGAUACAUCAUAUCGUCUUGAAAAGGUCUGUGCCAACCUGGCGACAGUUGAUUUGAACUGUUUACUAUACAAAUACGAAGUCGACAUUGCUCGCACAAUCCGCGACUUCUUCAAGGAUAGGCUUGAUAUCCCACCGGAAUUUCGUACCAAAAAUAUCGAGACUAAAGAAUUCGAGUCUUCGGCCUUAUGGGAUCGACGAGCGAAGCGUAGAAAGGCGCUGAUCGAUAAGUACAUGUGGAACGAAGAGAAAGGUAUGUAUUUUGACUACGAUACCAUCGCCCAAGAAAUGACCUCGUACGAGAGCGCAACAACGUUUUGGACUAUGUGGGCUGGCAUUGCCACACCACGGCAGGCAUCGAUUCUCAUCAGCAAAGCUCUACCUCGAUUUAAAGCUUAUGGCGGCUUGGUUUCUGGGACUGAAGAAUCUCGCGGUAUUGUCGGCAUUGAUCGUCCUAACCGUCAGUGGGACUACCCGUACGGCUGGGCACCGCAGCAAAUGCUGGCAUGGACGGGCCUCCUCCGUUACGGAUAUCAAGACGAAGCUGAGGAAUUGGCCUACAAAUGGUUGUACAUGAUCACAAAGGCGUUUGUUGAUUUCAACGGAGCAGUGGUGGAGAAAUAUGAUGUCACUAGGCCUAUUGAUCCACAUCGGGUGGAUGCUGAGUAUGGAAACCAGGGGAGCGAUUUUAAGGGUGUUUCUAGAGAAGGAUUCGGCUGGGUUAAUGCGAGCUUCCUUUACGGUCUGCAGUUUUUAAACGCUCAUAUGCGACGUGCAUUAGGAGCAUGCACUCCUUAUGAAACAUUCAGUAGGGCCACAGCAUUGCAAUAUUAG
Molecule: messenger RNA, 2184 nt
Organism: Ophidiomyces ophidiicola
Lineage: Eukaryota; Fungi; Ascomycota; Eurotiomycetes; Onygenales; Onygenaceae
Product: alpha,alpha-trehalase nth1
Exons: 5
Coding region: 1-2184 (727 amino acids)
Biological process (GO): trehalose catabolic process
Cellular component (GO): cytoplasm
Molecular function (GO): alpha,alpha-trehalase activity; calcium ion binding
Source: RefSeq, a predicted model, not a curated record